AUGGCUCCUUCGUCUCUUCCUCUCUUCACUAUUGGCUUCCUAGCUUUCUUGAUUGUCAUCCAUUCCUCCUCUAGUUUCAAUCCAAAGCUCCUCAACUACACUUCUACUGUCUCUUCUUCUGGUUGGUCUCCUGCCGGUGCAACGUGGUAUGGAGAUCCAAACGGGGCAGGAAGCACAGGUGGUGCUUGUGGAUAUGGAGCUGCUGUGGCCAUCUCCCCGUUCUCAUCCUUUGUUUCCGCGGGGAAUCCUUUUCUCUUCAAGUCCGGCAUGGGAUGCGGUGCUUGUUAUCAAGUGAAAUGCACUGCUAAUGAAGCCUGCUCCGGGGAACCGGUGACGGUGGUAAUCACAGACGAGUGCCCAGGUGGUCCUUGCCUUGACGAGAAAGUUCACUUCGACUUGAGUGGUACUGCGUUGGGUGCCAUGGCUAAGUCCGGAAUGGCGGAACAAUUACGAAGUGCGGGAAAGUUCCCUAUAGAAUUCACUCGAGUUGAAUGCAACUAUCCGGGUACUAACAUCGCCUUCCGAGUUGACCCGGGUUCAAACUCUCAGUACUUGGCUGUUGUUAUUGAGUUUGAAGAUGGGCAAGGUGAUCUCUCAGCCGUAGAACUCAAACAGGCGCCGGCUGGCACACCAGCAUCGAAUAAUUGGGUUCAUAUGGACCAGUCUUGGGGUGCUGUGUGGAAAUACAACGCCGGCAGUGAUCUGAGAGCUCCGUUCUCACUCCGGCUGACCUCAUCGUCAGGCAAGACCCUUGUUGUUAAUAAUGCUAUUCCAGCUGGUUGGCAGACACAGAGAACGUAUAAAUCCUUGGUUAACUUCAGUAACUAG
This is a messenger RNA of Dioscorea cayenensis subsp. rotundata (Guinea yam), 828 nucleotides long. RefSeq names its product expansin-B15-like. Bases 1 to 828 code for a protein of 275 amino acids. The record is from RefSeq and is a predicted model, not a curated record. NCBI's taxonomy places the organism in Eukaryota, Viridiplantae, Streptophyta, Magnoliopsida, Dioscoreales, Dioscoreaceae. Gene Ontology annotation, biological process: sexual reproduction. Gene Ontology annotation, cellular component: extracellular region. The transcript has 4 exons.